Messenger RNA from Patiria miniata (bat star), 738 nucleotides. RefSeq lists its product as uncharacterized. The record is from RefSeq and is a predicted model, not a curated record. Lineage: Eukaryota; Metazoa; Echinodermata; Asteroidea; Valvatida; Asterinidae. The transcript has 4 exons. The coding region runs from base 1 to 738 and encodes 245 amino acids.
AUGUCUGAGGAAGGCAACGUGCCGAUCGCACGGCGGCGAUCAUCCGUUUUGCCAAGCAAGAACUCCGACCAGUUUGCAGCAUUCAUCCAAGACCUCACCCUCCAGCCGGACGACAUCAUGGUCAGCUUUGAUGUCGUCUCCCUCUUUACCAGCAUUCCCACCUCAGACGCCUGCGCCAUCGCCAAGGACAGACUUCAAGCAGACACCACUUUCCAAGACCGCACCGACCUCACCCCUGACCAGCUUCAAGAUCUGCUCCUCACAUGUGUGGACAACACCUUUGUCAUCUGGCAACAUGGGCAAGACAACCUCCAGCUCUUCUUGGAACACCUCAACAAGCUUCACAGCAGCAUCCAGUUUACCAUGGAACAAGAAAGAGAUGGCUACAUCUCAUUCCUUGACGUUGAGGUGUCCAGAAAGCCAGACGGAAGUCUUGCUCGCAGUGUCUACCGCAAGCCCACCCACACGGACAGAUACCUGCACAGCAACUCUUUCCACCACCCAAGAAUCAAGUCCUCCGUCAACCGAGCCCACGUCCGCAGAGCGUACAACGACCACCUGAUCAGCUGGAGCCAAGCAGAACUGCUCACUAGCAUCGACUGCUGGUACCCCCGACACAUCAGAGAGGCCAUCGAGAUCAUCAAGCAUAACACUGUUCCCCAAGACAUCGGUUUCAACAUCAGCGACAUCUGGCGCCCCAUCCUAAAGUCCAAGUCCGAUGGGUCUCCUAUACCCUAG